Messenger RNA from Klebsormidium nitens, 2712 nucleotides. Lineage: Eukaryota; Viridiplantae; Streptophyta; Klebsormidiophyceae; Klebsormidiales; Klebsormidiaceae. The record is from the annotation of a GenBank genome assembly.
AUGAUGCUGUACAUAGGCCCCCUGUGCGACCUUUGGCCCGUCAAACGGUAUUCGUACGCUCAUAAGGACUUCGUUUACAUCGACGGGUUGCCUGGAAGCAAGUAUUUUCGGCCGGAUCAAGCUGGUUGGCAGGUGUCGAAGGACAAAGAGGCAAUGGUAUCCUGCAUCCGAGACGAUCUACGCACCGACAAUGCGCUUGUCUCUGAUGAAGAGCUUCCACACGACGUGCACGUCUUCAGAUUGCGGGGAGGGACCACUCUGACGUACUACUUCAACAGGAAGGACCACGACAUCCCUACCGAUCCAUUACUGAAGAAGAUUCUUCCUCAAGUGACGGCCAUCUACAUACACGGCCCGUUCCAGCCCGUUCUGCCACCCCUGCCUUCCUUGAAGAAGUGUUACUACACGGAGUUGUGCAGUGGCAUAGAGAUGCCAGAGACAGUUUCCACAAUCAUAAUCCCUGAGGUGGAGGCCUACUACGAGGACUCUUGCUACCGGAUACGCUGUGACUAUUGUUGGAAACAGCUCGAGCGCCUGGAGGUGUUGAAUGGCAGGUUCGUUGUCGACUUUGACCAUGUCUCUGAGGAAGUCAAGGGGUGGACAAAUCUGCAGGAUUUGAAACUGCGUUAUUGUGAAGCCCUGCCUUCGGGAAGCAGGUUCUGGACAAAUUUACGAUCUCUGAAGCUAGAAACGCUGACCGCUGCGGAACUGUCGGCUGAUGCGGCUGGAGAGUGGAAAGACCUUCAGGAGUUGGUGCUGAACUCUUGCCCGAUGCUGCAACGUCUCCCUAGAGGGGUCUCCUCUUGGAAGGGGAUUCAGCGAGUUGAAAUCCGCAGUGCACCUCUGUUAAGCGCUCUUCCAAGUGAGGUGCGCGCAUGGGUUGAUCUGCAAAAGCUCCUCCUGGGGUGGUGUCAGGGAAUAAUGGAGUUGCCACCUGCCGUGGGGUCCUGGAAGCGGUUGAAACAGAUCUCAUUAUGUGAUCUUAGCCUGUGUGAGCUCCCUGCAGCUGUAGGGGAGUGGAGGGCCUUGGUCUCUGCAACGAUAAGCAAUUGCAAGAGACUUGUUAGGCUGCCUUUGGAGGUGGCGGGAUGGAGUAAGCUGCGCAGCUUUACCCUGAGUGGCUGCGACAGCGUUCUCGAUCUUUCCGAAGGGGUCUCAGGGUGGACAGAGUUGCAGAAUCUGCAGUUACUUAGGUGUGCCGCCCUAGCGUCUCUUCCCAAGGGGGUCGGUAGCUGGAUCUCGCUGCGAGCCGCAAGCAUCUACCGGUGCAACCAGCUCAAAGGCCUGCCCGGGGGAACCCAGAAAUGGUCAGCCCUGGAAGACUUGACCUUGUCGGAGUGCUCAUCUCUGGGGACCCUGCAAGCUGGACAGCCAGCCAAAGGAGGACUUGCUUGUCUAAACGUUUCGCUGCGCCCUCCAACGAGGUCCCAAUCAUGGGAGUCUCUCACUCGCCUCAACCUCUACGACAUCGAGAUAGACCGCCUCCCUGAAUCGGUCGAGCGCUGCGUCCGGUUGCGAUCGGUGGAUGUUGAUCGUUGCCGCAAGCUUUGGGACUUGUCGGCUGGCGUCAAGGGGUGGAGGAACCUGGAGCAACUCAACAUAACACGCUGCGAGGGGCUACGAUCGCUGCCUGAAGGAGUCGGCCAAUGGAAGCAGCUGCAGGCGAUAAGUUUCAACAUGAGUCUGUCGAAUUUGGUUCUCCCAAAAGAGGUGGGGGCCUGGGUAAACCUCGAAAACGCAUACUUUGGCGGCUUGGUGGCGUUACCACAAAGCGCCGAUGGAUGGACCUCCCUCAAAAUCCUAAGCAUCAACGACCUGGAAGUUGAGACGCUUCCGGAGAGCGCAGUCGGGGCCUGGGAGAAAUUGACAACCCUCUAAUUCAACAGCUCAAAAUCGCUGCGGUUGCCAGAAACCGUAGGCUCUUGGGGCUGCUUGCGGGACCUCCAGCUUUCGUGUCCUCGCUUGAAUAGCCUCCCAGAAACCGUGGGGAAAUGGCGGGAUUUGGAGUGCGCAGAGCUAAGUGGUUGCACAGGGUUGAGGGCCUUACCUGAGACCGUAGGCUCUUGGCAUAGUCUCCGUGUGCUCUUUGUAGGGCAUUCUGAAGGAUGGGAGGCAUGCACUGCUUUGGAAGGUCUUCCCGAGUCAGUCAGGGAAUGGACGAAUUUGACGGAUGUUAGCUUGAAAGGCUGUACGGGGAUCAAAUGUUUGCCCAGUGGUAUAGGAGACUGGUGCAAAAUAUCCGCUGUUAAUCUAGCCGGCUGUAGUGCUCUGCUAGAGCUGCCUGAGUCCAUUAUAAACUGGCCGCUUCACGACUCCGGUUUCACCAGGCGGCUCAAAGCAGGUUGCGGCGAAGCCCUAGUCAGGUCGAUCGAGCAAUACGAAGAGCGAAGGCUUCUUGCAAGGAAGCCGUAGACGCUUACAUACUUUAGGUCAAUGGUCUACGUAAGGAACUGCUAGGUAACUCUUACUUGUGAGUCAUAGUUAGUGUAUCUUGAGCGAACUACGUACAAAGAGUGGCACUUCUUUACUAUGGAUGCGGUGUGUAGGUAUAUGCCCGUCUCUUUAGCCACUUUACACUUAUGGCAUACAUCUUAUGUCCGGUUUCAGAUCUUGCAGUUUCACCUUUUAACGCCAGAUCAGCCAGCCAGGCCUCAAUAAUAAUCGGACCAUUGGCCGGAAUUACUUGAAACACUUUCAGUUGACACAUGGCGG